GAGGCUGCAGAAGCUAUCGCAGAACAACGAGGACUGCUACGUGCACGCCAUGGGCCGCGGCGGCCGCAGCCAAGGGGCAGACUGGCGCGGCACAGCCCCGUGGCACACGCAACAGCACCAUCAACAGGGCGGUUGGCAGCGGCGCGUGCCCAGCGAACCAAGGCAGAGGCAGAGCAGCCAGAAGAGGCGUGGGGAGUACCUCGUCUGCCCGUACUGCCCACCAGGCGAGAGCUGGGUGUACACCAAGCGUGCGGGCACUCCAGGCUGGGAGGGAUGUAAGACCUGCACAUACACGUGGCCCAAGCCCGCCGACCUCAAGGACAAGUACAAGCUGGCGGCGAAGCAGGCCCUGGCCACGCUCGGACUGGAUGAUGACAGCCUCCGUGCGAUCCAGGCUGUGGUCAAGUCCGCCAAGACGUCGGGGGACACCCAGACCGCCCAGGCAGCCGAGACGCUGGCCAAGCUCCCCGUGCUGGCACCUGCACCAGAGGGGCCCGCCAACCCUGAGCCCAAGCUGGGGGUGCGCUUGGAGGCCGCUGCGCUGCGCUGGAGACAGGCCCAGCAGGCCCAGGAGAAGGUCACAGGCCAGCUCGCGCAGCUGGACAAGCGCAGGCAGGAGCUGCUGGUCAAGCUCGACGAGACCACCGGCGAGGUCAUCGAAGCCAAGGUCCAGCUUGAUGAGCUCCAGAGCGAGGUCAACAAAGCAGGAGGAGGCGCACCCACGCCACAGCCCUCGCAGCAGCAGCAGGCCACCGAGGACCAGUGGGGCGACCUGCCCGAGCUCUCUGUGGAGGACCUGGAGCUCCUGGACCCCGAAGCCAAGAACAAGUACGCCCAGGCCGCAGCGCUUGCGCGGCAAGCCAAAGAGGUCUACACUCCCGCCAAGGACCAGAGCACGUCGAUCAAGGAGGUCGCCGACACCCUCAGGGAGCUCCAGGCCACAGUCACUGCCAAGAAGCGCCGCCGUGUGGGAGACGGAGAAGGAGAAGCUACAGAGGAGGCCAAGGUCGAAGUCAAAGAGGAGGCCGCUGGAGCCACCACCGACCCCGCCAAGUGCGACUUCUCCAACGCCGAUGAUGUCAAGAAGUACCUCGACCAGACCACAGCCAUCAGACUUCUGCUCGCGCCCGAGCCCAACCGUAACCAGGCGGCCAGCUGGACACAGGCGGACAGCCUGAGCGUCGAAUCCGUUUCGACACCGAGCCAGGCCAUGACGAACCAGGUCAGCGCCCUGGAGACCAAGCGCGCCAAGCAGCUAGGCAGACCAGCCGGCACCAGCGACCAGACCCAGGUUUUCUUCGGCAUUUGCAGCCAGCACAACGACGCGGCGAAAGCUUUCGUGGAGGGAGCGCAGUGCUUCGACCUCAUUGGCCUUGCGGUGCGCCACCUUGCGCGCCCCCAGUGCGACGCCGAAGAGCAGAGGCUGCGCCGAUACGGGUGGCGCCCCAUGCACUCCUGGACGCCAGCCACCAGCAGCCGCAGAGCAGCCGAGCGGCCAGGGCAAGCAGAACGCAGAGAGGGCAAGCAUGGAGGCACAUGUGGGCUAAUCCAAAAUGACCUCAAUACCUUCUCACACCUACCAGGUAAGACGGGCAAGGGUGCCUUCCAUGACCAGCUCAGCGACGCCGCGGUCACACUCAUCCGUCUACGGCAUGGCACCUUCGCGCUCAUCAGUUGCUACCUGGACUGCAGCAUUGGGCUCGUGGGUAACAACGGCACCAAUCUGGGCAACAUCCUCAGGGUUACCAGGUCGCUCGGAGUGCCGUGGAUCAUAGUCGGGGACUUCAGCUGCGCGCCAGAUGAGAUGGCCUCAUCCCGCUGGCCACAGGCACUCAAGUGCAAGAUCCCGGCGCCAGAUGCCGACCUCACCUGCGCCAGCGGCAGGGGUCGAGUCCUCGACUAUCUGUUGUUCGAGAUCCCGACCGUAGAGACGCAGAUCGCCAAAGGUAUCGAGCGGGCACAGAGGGACAGGCAGCAGUACGAAAAGGCCGUCGAGGAAGGUUUGGACGACGAUGAGCUCGCCAACCUCCAGCACUUGACGAGCGAGACCUACACCAAGAAGCACCAUGCUUUCUGCGCUGACGAUGCAUGGGCCCACGCCAAGGACUACGCCGCCCACUGCCAGCUGGGGGAACCCCCGCCCUGGGCCCAAAGCUCCCUGGCCUACGGGGCCAACCCAGACAGCGCCGACAGCUUGGGCGACAGAUACGGCUACUGGGCAAUGGCGGCGGAGAAGACGCUCGCAGAUCUAUGGGAGGUCAAGCCGCGCAACAACGCCAGGAGCGGCCAGCCCAUCAAGGAUGCAUGGGCGGCAGCUGCCAGCCUCCUGAAGCAUCAGCGAGGCCACCAAGGGGCGGCUCGGAGACCUGAAGUCAACAUGUGGGGCACACUGCAAGGCGGGCUGACCGAGCUCAGAAAGGCAUGCCUCAAGACUAACGGCACCUCUGGGCAGCGCGCGGCUAUCGAGCACGCGAUCAUACUCACAUGCCAGCAGAUCAGGGACGCCCAGAAGCUCACGGAAGACGACCCCAGCGAAGACAGCAGGGCAUUCCGAUGUACGGAGGCACUCGUCCGAGGCCAGCGCCUACCAGUCCCAGGCGACGAGCAGGACGAGUGGGUGACAACAGUAGAGGCAGUCCGCCAACGUGCGGAUUCACACAACAAGAAGGCUUGGCAGGAGACUAGAUCCGCAGCACGCCACUGGACAGAGCAAGCACUCCAAGGAUCGAUGGGCGAGGGACACAGGUACCUCAGCAAGCCAGAGCGGAAGGACCUCAGCGAAGUCAUCAUCGACCCACUUGAUGGACACCCAGAAGGCGACCUCCAGGAGGGGGCCAACCUACGCGCGGCAGCCUGGGGCAGGCGCUGGCAGAGGGACACAGAUUCGCAGGACCUGCAAGCAGCCAUGGGGGGCCUGCGCGCCAAGGCCGACGCGGCCAGCCGCAACCGAAGGCCAUGCGAGCUAGCCGACCUGGACAAAGCCGUGCGCCAGUUCAAGAAGUCCACAGGCAGAGGCACGGACCAGUGGGGUCCAGCAGAGUUGGCCGCCCUUCCGACCCCAGCCAGGCAAGAGUUGACCGACCGAACCAAUGAUUGCGAAGCAACGCUGUCCUGGCCCCACCAGUUCUACCACGCGUGGGCUGCUUUCUGGGGCGCAGCGGUGGCUGGCAGCUCCGCGCUCCAAGCCUUCAUCGCCGCGGCUUGCCUGGACGAAGCGGCUGCACGCGGGCAUUCAGCUGAAGCGUGGGCAAGCUUGUUUCUGGACUUAGAGAAGUUCCAUGACAACAUUAACCUGGUCAAGCUCGUCAAGAAGGCGGAUGCCCUGGAGUACCCGUCCGUCGAGCUCUACUUAUGCACGCUGAUGUAUGUGGCGCCGCGGGUCGUGCGAGCCUCUGGUGCGUACGGAGCCCCACUGGUGCCAUGCAACAGCAUCGUUGCAGGCUGCAAUCACGCCAACAAUGCGGCUCGCAUGAUGCCAUGCGGCAUCCUCGAACUUGCGCGCCGCACCGCACCGAAGGCAUGGUCACGCCAGCAGUAUGUCGACGACGUGCAGAUCCGCGCGGAGGGAGCCUGCAGCACCGUGGGGCACCAGAUAGCCACCAGCGCAGCCUCCAUCAUACGAAGCUGCGAAGCCGACCAGCUGCCCAUCUCAGGGAAGUGUGCGCUAGUCGCCUCGCACCCAGCAGUCCGAGAUGCAGUCGGCGCCACAGCGGCUGCCAUGGGCCUCACCCUCACGCAGGCUGAAAUCAUGAAGGACCUGGGCUGCGACACCACCAUUGGGAGAAGGGGGCGCAGAGCGACCCAGGCCAAGCGUGCAUCACAGGCCAGGCAGCGGAAGAAGCGGGCCAAACAGUUCCUGCGGGCAGCCCGUUGGAGAAGACGAUCAGCGAGCCUGUACCGCACCAACAUCAGGGCCAAACAGCAGCACGACCAGGCCGCAACGGGCAUGACCCCACCCGGCAUCGUGAGGGCACGAGCUGAGGCAGCCGACAUGGCGGGCAUCACGGCGGGGCACCGAUGCACGGCUACGGUCCUCAUCCUCGCGCACGGCGACAAGGAACCGUGGGCGGCCAUUGUCAUCCGCCAACUUCGCGAAUGGGUGCGCAUGUGGCGACGCAAUGAUGGCCUACGCGACCACCUCCGCGAAGCAUGGCACCGCGUGCAGAUCCACCUGAACAGCGUCACCAAGCGAGGCCGAUGGAUGGCCGCCACGGGCCCCGUGGCAGCCCUUCAGCUCUCUCUCGAGAUUCCCGGCUGGAAGGGGCAGGAAGCGGAUCAGUGGACUGACCAUCGCGGGCACACGUGGCAAAUCUCAGAUGCCGUGGAUGCCAACUUCACCGAGGUCGAGGAGGCCAUCAAGGACGCCGCGACCAGCCUCCUUUGGAGCCAGGCGAGCAGGCACCCUGAAGGACAAGGACUACAGAGAGGCGCCGACAUCUCUGCGCUCCAGAGCAGUGCAAGUCUCUUCCGCAAGCUAGAGGGGCACCAAGAGGCAGGCGCGCUUGAAGCAUCCGCAUGCGCUGCGAUUUGGACCAACCACAAAUGUCAUGCAGCAGGGUACCACACUCAACCUACGUGCACCCGCUGCCAGCUGGGAGUGGACGACACGCCAUUCCACAGACUGCACGAGUGCCCAUCCACGGAUGGCAUCGACCACCAGUGGGUCACCAGCACGGCGGCCCUGGUGGCCAGGGCGGGAGCUGUCAAAGACGACCCGCUGGAGCACGCCUUUUGGGUCAGAGGCAUCCUACCCAACGAAAUGUGCCCAAUCGACCCACCCCCAGAGUGGGGAAGCCUCGACGACACGCACUGGGCGGCCGGGAAUUUCGGCAUGCGCAUUGGCGACGCCCGCUCCGUGGCAGCUGCGGUCGCAUACACUGACGGCUCAGUCACGCCAGGCGACAAGCGCAUCGCCCGAGCAGGAUGGGGCACAGCGCUGGAGCUGCCCGAAGACACAGGCAUCGACAUCGACGACUACCUAGGCUGGUUCGGCAUCCUGGACGGGCCCCAGACCGUCGCAGCAGCAGAGCUCGCAGCCAUCUACUGGACGCUCAAGCUCACACACGGACCACUCACCAUCGUCACGGACUCCCAGACGGUGGUUGACGGGUGGCGCAGCUACAACUAUGCCCGCCCAGAGG
Messenger RNA from Prorocentrum cordatum, 5141 nucleotides. NCBI's taxonomy places the organism in Eukaryota, Dinophyceae, Prorocentrales, Prorocentraceae. The record is from the annotation of a GenBank genome assembly.